AAUAAAAGCCAACAGAUAGGGGGACGCCAGCAAAAUUGGUUCGGAGGGGUUGCGGGGCCAAUAACCUCUGGCUGUAGAGUCGCUGCAAUCCAGCCCCGUGUUUGCUGAUGAUAAUGCGCCUUUCCAAAGCCCUGAUAGACAUGGAGAUGGCAGAUUAUAGUGCAGCUUUAGACCCAGCAUACACUACUCUGGAGUUUGAGAACAUGCAAGUCCUGGCGAUAGGCAACGACACCUCCCCCUCAGAAGCUACAAGCCUCAACGCCUCCAACAGCAUCGGGGCUAGUGUCUUGUGUGCCAUCUGUGGAGACCGUGCAACUGGAAAACAUUACGGAGCUUCCAGCUGCGAUGGCUGCAAAGGGUUUUUCAGGAGAAGCGUCCGAAAGAACCACAUGUACUCUUGCAGGUUUAACAGGCAGUGUGUUGUGGACAAGGACAAAAGAAACCAAUGUCGGUAUUGCAGGCUAAAGAAAUGUUUUCGAGCAGGAAUGAAGAAAGAAGCUGUACAGAAUGAACGCGAUCGAAUCAGUACCCGUAGAUCCAGCUAUGAAGACAGCAGCUCGCCUUCCAUUAACGUUUUGCUGCAAGCAGAAGUACUUUCACAACAGAUGUCAUCGCCGAUUUCCAUGAUUAGUGGAGAUGUCAGAGGGAAAAAGAUUGCAAAUAUCGCAGACGUAUGUGAGUCCAUGAAGCAGCAGUUGUUGGUGCUGGUGGAGUGGGCCAAGUACAUCCCAGCCUUCUGUGAGCUUCCCCUGGAUGAUCAAGUGGCUUUGCUACGGGCACACGCAGGAGAACACCUCUUACUGGGGGCGGCCAAGCGGUCGAUGAUAUUCAAAGACAUCUUACUACUAGGAAAUGAUCACAUAAUCCCUAGAAAUUGUCCGGAACUGAUGGAGGUCAGCCGCGUGGCUGUGCGGAUCCUGGAUGAACUUGUGUUGCCUUUCCAGGAGCUGCAGAUUGAUGAUAACGAAUAUGCGUGUUUGAAAGCCAUCAUCUUCUUUGAUCCAGAUGCUAAAGGCCUCAGCGACCCCACCAAGAUCAAAAGGAUGCGGUACCAAGUCCAAGUCAGCCUGGAAGACUACAUCAAUGACCGGCAGUACGACUCCCGAGGACGCUUUGGAGAGCUGCUUCUCCUGCUGCCAACCCUCCAGAGCAUCACCUGGCAGAUGAUAGAGCAGAUUCAGUUUGUCAAGCUUUUCGGCAUGGCCAAGAUCGACAACCUGCUGCAGGAGAUGCUGCUGGGGGGGUCAUCGAGUGAUGCGCCUCAUGCUCACCAUCAUGCUCUGCACCCACACCUUAUCCAGGAGAAUCUAGGGACAAACGUCAUCGUGGCCAACACAAUGCCUGCUCAGAUCCACAAUGGGCAGUUGUCCACCCCUGAAACUCCUCAGCCUUCCCCGCCAUCUGGCUCGGGAGCCGAACAAUACAAACUACUUCCUGGGGCCAUUGCAGCUGUGGCCAAACAGCCCAGCUCGAUCCCUCAGCCCACCAUCACAAAGCAAGAGGUCAUCUAGCAUCCAACUGAAGGAAUCCACUCAGUGUCAAAAAGACCAUGCAAGGAGACUGGGGGAGGCACCCCUGGCCCCUCUUGUUCUCAUCCUGAUCCCUCUGGACGUGGAAUAUUCUCUGAGAAAUCCCAGAGCAUGGAGGCACCAAUUUAUUAGGCAGCAACAACUGCAUGUACAAGACAUGCACCUGUGCAUGCUGCCAGAGAAUACAUGCACCCCAGCAUUGCAGAACUGAUGCAUUGGUCUUGAUGGAUGCCCCGGAUCCCAAACUGUAUACCAGCUGGUGGUGGAUUGUUUCAAAAAUUGCACUGACCUGCCUGUCUCUUCACUGCCACCGAGUUACUCAGUUUUUUCCCCUCUGCAAAUCUGCUUGACUGGGGAAAACCGGCAUCAGAAUGGAAGGGAGGACAAACCUUCAUUGGGGCAUCUCUAAAUAGCUCCAAGCUCCUCCAUGGACGUCAAAGAGUUACACAUUCCCCGAUGAGAGUGGUCCCCAAGGAGGAAGAUGCAGAGUUAGGACCGGCUGCGGCUGACCUACAUGCUGCUUCUUCCACAGCUUCCCUGCCAGCUUCGGGUUAAUAUGAACCGAGCGCCCGGUUUUGACUCUUCCUGUGAUCUUCAACAACUAACAAAAUUCAGUGGCACACGCAUGUUCUCCUGAAGUACAGAUUCAAGGUGAUACUUGGUCCAGCUGGUAGAUGGUGAUUUAUGUGAGGAACCCGGCAGGCUGUUUGAACAAAAAACUGCCUUGCUGUUUCAAUCUAAGGGUCAUCUGUCCCUGUAUUCUCUCCUUCUAACUGUGGCCUGUCAUGUGAAUGAGAUGGCCUGCUUUACUUAGUUUGGUUCUCAAGUAUACUGCUUGUGGACAUGGAGGUUCCAUAUAGCUAACAUGAGCAAUGAGCUUUGAUAUACCUGUUCUCCUGGUGAAUGUGUCUAAUCCUCAUUUGCCUUGUUGGAUCAGGUCAAUUUAUUUUGGGAUGGAGGGGGAUUCAUCUGUGCUGAGGUUCAGUUAUUUUUGGUGACCUUGUUCCCCACCUGUAUCCAAAAUUGAUUUUUGUUUCAGAUGGGUAGCUGUGUUGGUCUCCAGUAGAGCAGCAAGAUUCAAGUCCAGUGGCACCUUAAAGACCAAGAAGAUUUUCAGGGUACAAGCUUUUGAGAGUCAAGCACCCUUCAUCAGAAGACCAACAUUUUCAGGAUGCAAGCUUCCGAGAGUCAAAGCUCCAUUCAUCAGACUCUCAGUGAGCUUUGAUGCUCAAAAGUUUAAUACCCUGAAAAUCUUGUUGGUCUUUAAGGUGGUACUUGACGUGAAUCUUGCUGCAAAAUAGAAUUGUAUCACUGAAUGUUAUGGAAAUAGGAUAUCCUCAUCAAGUGAGGCGAGUCCAUCUCCAUGUAGUUUCCUUAAGCGGAAUCAAAUCAUUGGUCUAUCGAGGUCAGGAUUGUCUACUCAGAUUGGCAGCAGCUUGCCAGGGUUUUAAACAGAGGUUUUUCACCUCGCCUCUUACCUGUGCCUUUUAACUGGAGAUGUCAGGGAUUGAGCCUAGGACUUCAUGCAUGCCAACAGAUGCUCUGCCACUGAGCCAUGGCCCUCCACUGUCCAUCCACUUCUAGGCAUGAAUAAAAUACAGAAUAACAACAUGUUAUGUAUUAUCCCAGGUGCUACUAUUUGGGGGUUUGUGGAGGACAAAUGAGUGCAAACUAAGGAGGCUGGGAGAGACUCAGGGACAAGGCUGACCGGACCACCUGGGCAUUUGCCUCAGGCCUCGCCACUGCUCAAGGUGUUCAUAGACCAAGGAAGCCCAUAGACAGCCUUACAGGUGGACCAACUGUACCCUUUUGCCAGGAUUUGUGCUGAUUGCAUUGUAGUGCAAGCUAAUCUCCUGCUCUUGCCAAGUUUGCUUCCUGAUUUUGAACUCAUGUUGCCAUGCCGUAGGCUAGGGAUGCUAGUACAAAUCCUUGCAUUGCUUCCCAUACCCAGAUAGCCAUUAUGGUGGUGGAAAGUGCUGUCAAGUCACAGCUGACUUAUGAUGAUGACCCCGUGGAGUUUUCAAAGCAAGAGAUGUUCAAAGGUGGUUUGCCAUUGCCUGGUUCUUCAUAGCAACCCUUGGUGAUCUCCCAUCUCCAAGUACUAACGAGGGCCAAUCUUGCUUGGCUUCUGAUAUCUGAUGAGAUUGGGCUACCCUGGGUCAUCCAGGUUAGGGCAGGAAUUAUGGUAUGUCCCUACAAACUGAGAUUUGGAAAUCGUAAUGAAGGAGGGUUGAGGGACUGCAGUUGAGCUUUGCCCUGUUCACAUGAAUGUGCAUACAUCCUGCAUGUAUAUAUAUCUAUUUGUAAGAAAGAGCCAACUCACUUUGCAAUUGAAACCAGAGACCAGUACCUGAAUAAAUGGGGAAGCCUGUAUCACACAUUCAGCAGUACAUGCAUUGAGUGUAACAUGAAAAUUACCCAAUAUAUUUUAAAAGUGAAGCGUUAACUGUACACAUGUUCACUAUAACUUCUAAACAGAGCUGUUGUCUUCCUGUUUUGAGGUCUUUAGCACAUGCUGCUAUCAUAUUUUCAAAUCUGCCUCCCCAACCAUGAUAAAUAGAAACCUGGAAAAAAAUCAGCAACUCAAAAUUCUAAGGCUGUAUGGAAGUGGGAGUGCUUGUGAUUCAAGGAUAUAAGCUUACCAUUGUAGAAUUAAACCAAAGUUUGUAAAAUAGAAGACCUGAAGAAUGCCGUAAUAAUAAUGAAAUUCAAUUUAUAUACUGCCCUUCAGGACAACUUAAUGCCCACUCAGAAUGGUUUACAAAGUAUGUCAUUAUUAUCCCUACAACAAUUACCCUGUGAGGUCGGUGGGGCUGAGAGAGCUCCUAGAAGCUGUGACUGAACCAAGGUCACCCAGCUGGCUUCAAGCAGAGGAGUGGGGAAUCAAACCUGGCUCUCCAGAUUAGAGUCCUGCUGCUCUUAACCACUACACCAAACUGGCUCUCCAGGUUGGUCAUGAAACAUGCACAUCUUGGGGGAUAUUUAUGUUUACCCUGUCUUAAAAAGCCAAUCUCACUUCAAGCUCUGAUUUAUUUAGCAUAGUGAAAGGUGUACAUCAGAAAUGUAAUAUAAAAGAAAAUCAAAAGCCCCUUGCAACCUUUCUUUUGUUCCAAGGUAUUACAUAAAAGUAGUAGAUGAGUGAAGUUUCUAGUUUCAUAGAGAAGUACAAAUCCAAUUCACAAGGAAAUGAAAAGUCACUAUAAGAUGACUCUGGGCCCUCAUUAUUUAUGUGGCAAAAUUAUAUUGAGAACCUGUCAUAUGAAGUGAGACUACAAGUUACCCCAUUUUUAAAGAAGCUAAUUUUCUAGCAUUUGCCAGGAUGCAGGAACUUUUUAAAAAAAAUUACUUCAUUUAUAUUCUCCUUUCUCCCCACUGGGGACCCAAGGCGGUUUUCAUUAUUUUCCUCUCCUCUAAUUAAUCUUCACAACAACCCAGUGAUGUAGGCCAGAGCGAGAGUGUGUGACUGGCCCAAGGUCACCCAACAAGGGGACUUGAGCCUGGGUCUCAGGUCCUAGUCUGACACUCGAUGCAAGUAUUGAGGGAGAAAGCACACUCGCUUGGGCGUGAUGCUUCCUCCUGAGAAACAGUUGCGUGAAUAGGUUGCGUGAAGAGGGCUGUGGAUGGUCAGCAAAGAUGUGUGGCUGAAAUGCUCUGAAAUUCCUUAUUUACAUAUAUGGGACCUGUUGUCAUAGGUACAUCUGGUUCCAAACUGUCUACUCUAGCUAGCAACAGUUCUCCUGAGUCUCAGCAGAGAAAGGUCUUUCCUAGCUGCCUCCUGAGAUUCUUUCAGAUGUCAGGGACUGAACCUGCAACUUUCUCCACACAAACCCUGAUUUAUAAUGACAAUAAUAAUAAUAUUUGAUUUCAUAUACCGCCCUUCAGAAUGACUUAACACCCACUCAGAUCAGUUUACAAAGUAUGUCAUUAUUAUCCCCACAACAAAACACCCUGUGAGGUAGGUGGGGCUGAGAGAGCUCUAGAGAGCUGUGACUGACCCAUGGUCACCCCAUUGGCUACAAGUGGAGGAGUGGGGAAUCAAACACGGUUCUCCAGAUUAGAGUCCUGCGCUCUUAACCACUACACCAAGCUGGCUCUGAGCCACAGCUAUUCCCCAUGUAAGGAAUCUCACACAGACUCAUAAAGGAUAUGGGACAGACAUUUUGAAUUCCCCCAAGAUAUUUUAAGUUCCCCAAAGCCCACAUCUAUACCCUAUUGUAUUGCCUGUUUAUGGCCCAGCCAUUGACCAUGUUGAUUUUUACUGUGUAAUCUGCCUUGAGGCUCAGCGAGAAAGGUGGACUGCAAAUAACAAUAACAAGAGCAACACAUUUAACAUCCUUCCAUCUGCAUCUCUUCUGCUUUUUCUUACUGACACCUUGAACACAGAAAACUGCCAGGCCAUGGGUUUAUCCAUGUUAGAAUUAUCUAUUCUGACUGGCAGCAGGUCUUAGGAAGAGGUAUCUCACACCACCUACUAUCUGCUCCUUCCUAAGUGGAGAGGCCAGGAAUAGAACCUGGGGCCUUUGGCAAGCAAAGUAGGUGUCCUGCCACUGCCACAGCCCUAUCCCUGCUGGUCCCUCCUGGGAGAGGAAUGAAAAAAAGAACAAUUUGAUGCACUGUCCAUUCAGAGCACUGCCCUAUCUCAGGAAAGCCUAGUGAGGCCUCCAUUAAGAGAAGUCUUAGGGUGCUUAGGAGGAUCUUGAAGGAGCAGCGCUCCUUCUGCUGAAGAUCUUCUCUUUUUUUCUAUCUGGGCCCACAAGUGAUGAAAAAUUAGCCUUUGUUCAAAGUGCUCUGAGCAGGAAAGAGCAAUGGCAGCAUCUGUUAUAUACACUGUAUCUGUGCCCUGGAAAGAUUGCUGUCUUUGGAACCCCUUCCCUCCUCAGCAUCUGUCAAAGAAUUUGCACAUGUGCCAGAGAGCCCCGAUGCAUUGCAGAGAUUUCUGGGGGCAGGAAAGAGUUGUAGGGUGUUUACAAUUCACAUGGAAUGCUGGCCAAACCUCCUUGUGUAUCACCAAUACCCCACAUGGGGUGCACCAUAAGAGACACUCAACACAGCUCUGCCAAUGUGGAUUGCAGGGCUUAUUUCAAGGGGGAAUGUGCAGGAACGCAGUUCUGGCAGUUCCCCAAAGAGGUCACAUGUCAUCUGGCCCCACCCACCUGAUUCUUGGCCAUUUUGGGCCCAUUUUGUCCUGUAUUGGGGCCGAAAUGGCCCGGAUUGAGCGUCUGACGGGUGAUGGAUCACUCUCCUGCUCAGCAGCGACCCGAUCCUGACCAUUUCGGGCCCCUUUUUGGCUAUUUUCAGCCCCUUUUUGCCAUUUUGGGCCCAAUUUAGGCCCUGAAUGGCCAGGACUGGGUCCAAAACAGCCAGGAUAAGUGAUGUCAGGGGUGAGUGGCACAUGCAAAUCAGUUAUGCUAAUGACACAUUUCCGGUUAUGUCAAGGGGUGUGGCACAUGAGAAUGAGAUAUGCUAAUGAGUUCCUCCAGCUCUUUUUCUACGAAAUGACCCCUGGUGGAUUGCAAUAGAAGUUCAACACUGAUGGGCAAGCGUCUUUCAGGGAAGAUACUGUACUUGCUAGAAGGAAAGACCUGGGUCUGAGGUCUUUCUCUGGCCCUAAACCCAGAAACCAAACCUGGAUCUUUACGCACUCAAGUUCCAUGCCCUGCUACUGAACAUGCCCUCUUUUGCUAUUGCUGGCCUUUCCAUUCAGAAACCCAAAUGGUUAAAAAACCUCAGAGAGUGUGAGACUCAGUUCCUGCCAUCUCAUUGCAUUUAGGAACUUGAAUUAUACAUUGGGGAAAUACUUGCUCAUGAUGACCACAAACAUAAAUUCGGUGGCAUCAUCUCUAGAAUGUAAAGCACAGCUGAAGUUAUAACUGCCAAAAGAACUCAAGCCAGAUUCUUAACUGGAGUAAGACCAGCCUGUUGAUAUUAACGGAGCUCAUCUCAUUUACACUGGCAUAGAGUGUCUUUUCCCUCUACUUCAGAUGCAAAAAUACAUACCUUGCCAACAGACAGAGGGUGUCAAAGUAUUGUAAUAUUUGGCAACCAGGACCUUGUUAUGCUGUAUAAUUUAUUAUUAUGAUGGACCGAAUCACUUUUUCCAUAAAUUAUUUUGUAAAUCGUGUUGAUUAUUUAUAAUUGCAAAAUUGAACGCAAAUAACAUAAAUGACAAAAACUGCUGCCUCAAAUGUUUUCUGUAUGUAGGGAUAGUCUGAGUGUUUGGGCUGCAAAGUUCCCUCAUGCCAAAAAGUCUAGUACGGUACAUUGAUUUUGUUGACUAAUGCCUUCCAAUGGAAACAGAGCUGUAUUUCUUUAUUAGUAUUUUUUA
Eublepharis macularius is the source of this 7854-nucleotide messenger RNA. It is a transcript of the gene HNF4A, whose product is annotated as hepatocyte nuclear factor 4 alpha. The transcript is spliced from 10 exons. Gene Ontology annotation, molecular function: RNA polymerase II cis-regulatory region sequence-specific DNA binding; nuclear receptor activity; zinc ion binding. NCBI's taxonomy places the organism in Eukaryota, Metazoa, Chordata, Lepidosauria, Squamata, Eublepharidae. Bases 108 to 1511 code for a protein of 467 amino acids. The record is from RefSeq and is a predicted model, not a curated record. Gene Ontology annotation, biological process: anatomical structure development; positive regulation of transcription by RNA polymerase II; cell differentiation.